AUGAUCGUUAUUUGGGGUUUGAGCUGUGUCCUUAUGGUAGUAUUCGUCAGGUUCCUUGUCAAGAAUUGGAAGCCAUCUAUGUUACCUGGGCCUAGAGGAUUUCCGUAUUUUGGAGCCGCCUUCAGCGUGGUAGGAAUAUCUUCUAAAGAUAUCAUUCCCCUUAUAAUAAAAUGGUGUGACGAAUAUGGAAAAAUGUUUGGAGUGAAAAUGCUUGGUGCAAAUUAUGUAUUUGUGUCUGAACCAGAACUUGUGAAGCCACUGCUUACCAGCUCCAUAAAUAUUACUAAAGGCCGUUUCGAGUACUCAUUCUUGAAGUUAAUUUUCAACGAUGGACUUAUAGUUUCAGAUGGUGAAAAGUGGCGUUCAAACAGGAGAUUACUGACACCUAGUUUCCACAACAAAAUACUGAAAUCAUCAGUAGAAACUGUAGGCCGAAACGCAGAGGAAUUCGUUUCACAAUUAUUGGCUUCUGAUGGGAAACCGAUUGAUAUCGAAGAUACAACACAUUUGUUGACCCUUAAAAUAAUUUGUGAAACAGCGAUGGGUGUUAAAUUGAAUACUAAAGACAAACAACAAAAUGAAUACGUAAAAGCUUCAAGAAUAUGUCACGACACUCUUGUGUAUAGAUAUCUCAGGUUUUGGCUAUUUCCCGAUUUUAUUUUUCGUCGCUCUGAUGUUGGUAAAAGAUUUAUCAAGAGUCUAAAGCUUAUUCACGAAGUAGCAGAUCAGGUAAUAAAAAAAAGAAAAGAAUUAUACAUUGCUGAAAAGAAUGAAUCUAAGAACGAGGAUUCAAGAAAAAAAGAAAGAAACGCUUUCCUGGAUAAUUUACUCGAGUUGGUUGACUCCAAUCCAGAUUUAUUCAAUGAAUCUAAUAUCAGAGAAGAAGUAGACACCUUUUUGAUUGCGGGUCAUAAUCCGUCUGCAGCAACUCUGAAGUUUUUACACUUUAUACUUGCCAACCGUCCGGAUGUUCAGGAAAAGUUAUAUGAUGAACAAGUGGAUAUAUUUGGAGAUAGCAAAAGAAUGACAACGGCCCAAGAUCUUGAGAAAAUGACUUAUCUCAAGAUGGUGAUCAAUGAAACACUGAGACUAUAUCCAACUAUACCGUUAUAUAGCAGAUGCUUAAAAGAAGAUCUACUAAUCGAUGAAAAAACCAUCAUUCCAGCGGGUCAUACUGUUGCAGUGUUUACUUACGCUGUUCAUCGAUCUAAGAAGCACUGGGACAAUCCAGAAGAAUUCAUUCCUGAAAGAUUCGCUCCAGGGAUUGAAAUACACCCAUUUUCAUUUCUACCGUUUUCAGCUGGCCCGAGGAAUUGCAUAGGCCAAAAAUACGCAAUGAUGGAAUUGAAGAUAAUCAUAUCGACACUAGUGCGGCAGUGCUGGCUAGAACCAGUCACUACUUCGGUAUCUUUGGAUUAUGGUAUUACAUUAAACCCAGUAGAACCGAUAAUCGUUAAGGCCAUUCCAAGGAACGGGACCCGAAGAAUGAUACCCGAGAGGAAUAGCUAAGAUUUUUAAGUAAAAGAAAGUCUUACAUCUAUUUAUUCAUGAGGGAAGACCUAAACUUGAAACGUCCUCUUAUUAAGGCUAUACCUGUAACGUUCAACAAUGUUUAUUUUAUAACAAUAUCACAAACAUUUUUUUCAUUAUUAUUUAUUUCCUUUAAAUCCUCGAAAAUGCCCAAUGGAAAAUUACAUUAAGGCUCUAAAAACCGAUAAUCAUUUUGUCACAAGCGACAUCCUGCAAAUUGAAUUUGGUCUUCGCAUUCAUCGAUUCCUAACGAAUAAUCAAAUAACUAUAUUGAUUUUUUAAAUUUUUAUACAAGGCAGAUCAUGAUGGAUUUUUAAAACGGAGACAUUUCUUAGAAAAAAAUAUAAAGUAAAUCCAACAUAUUGUUUUUCUAAAUAUUUUGAAAAUACAACUUCCCUCAUCUUAGCUAAAAUAAUGUAGUUCCAACUAUUUAAAGACCGAUUUCCAAUAGUCGUCAACGAUUACAAAUAUUUUUCAAUUUUUUAUGUAUUUUUUAAUAUUAGGAAAUGUUUAAUUCUGUCAAGUUCCUCAUUAAAUGAUUUUCAAAUACAUGUAUUUCUUGUUUGAUUGUGUUUAUGGAAUGAUUUAUUAGUAUAUGAUUCUGUAUUUUUCAUGUUUUCCAAUUUUCGAAUAAUAAAAUAUAUAAGUAUCCUAGCACUUGAACAGGUUCAUUAUUUUACAAAAGCAUUUCUCUUUAUUUUUUUAUUUCUGAAAUCAUUGUUUCAAUAAAUAUUCAAAGUCA
Molecule: messenger RNA, 2272 nt
Organism: Nezara viridula (southern green stink bug)
Lineage: Eukaryota; Metazoa; Arthropoda; Insecta; Hemiptera; Pentatomidae
Source: the annotation of a GenBank genome assembly